CCCUCCUCUUCCCUCCUUCACUCACCAACCCUCAAGCUACUACUCUCUUCUUAGCUAAAACCCUAACACAACCAAGCACUUCAUCAAAAGACUAAUUUUUCAAAGAAAAUGUCAGGAGUUUGGUUUUUCAAAAACAAUGGUGUAAUUCGCCUGGUGGAGAACCCUGCAGCGGAAUCUAAUGGAGGGAAUGGAAGUGGUUCAAGGAGAAAGGUAUUGGUGCACUUGCCAUCAGGCCAAGUGGUAUCCUCAUACUCUUCCCUUGAACAGAUCUUGAACGAGUUAGGAUGGGAGAGGUACUAUGGAGGUGACCCUGACCUCUUCCAAUUCCACAAGCAAUCUUCCAUUGACCUGAUCUCUCUUCCUAGGGACUUCUCCAAGUUCAACUCUGUCUACAUGUACGAUAUUGUCAUUAAGAACCCUAACAUUUUCCAUGUUAGAGAUAUGUAAGCUCUCUAUUAUGUUUCUCUAGCUAGACCUUUCCU
Populus trichocarpa (black cottonwood) is the source of this 482-nucleotide messenger RNA. RefSeq names its product flowering-promoting factor 1-like protein 2. The record is from RefSeq and is a predicted model, not a curated record. Gene Ontology annotation, biological process: regulation of flower development; vegetative to reproductive phase transition of meristem. NCBI's taxonomy places the organism in Eukaryota, Viridiplantae, Streptophyta, Magnoliopsida, Malpighiales, Salicaceae. The transcript has a single exon. The coding region runs from base 109 to 447 and encodes 112 amino acids.